This is a messenger RNA of Colius striatus (speckled mousebird), 555 nucleotides long. Its product is annotated as adrenodoxin. NCBI's taxonomy places the organism in Eukaryota, Metazoa, Chordata, Aves, Coliiformes, Coliidae. The record is from RefSeq and is a predicted model, not a curated record. Gene Ontology annotation, molecular function: 2 iron, 2 sulfur cluster binding. Gene Ontology annotation, biological process: P450-containing electron transport chain; positive regulation of oxidoreductase activity. The coding region runs from base 1 to 555 and encodes 184 amino acids. The transcript has 4 exons. Gene Ontology annotation, cellular component: mitochondrion.
AUGAUAGCUCGAGGCAUCGCGGGGCUCAUGCGGCCCUUGCGAAGUGGACUGAAUGUGAGCACAAUUCGCUUUAUUUACCUCAGUGGGGUGGCUGAGCAGCAUCACACACCAGCUAAGCAGAGGUCACAAAGAGGCUUCAGCUCCACGCACAAGCUCCAAGAUGCUUCUGGGGAAUCGAGCUCUGCAGAGCAGGUGACGGUGCAUUUUAUAAAUCGUGAUGGAGAGCGACUUACGGCCGUAGCCAAGGAAGGGGAGAGCUUGCUGGAAGUGGUAGUCAACCAGAACCUGGCCAUUGACGGAUUUGGUGCAUGCGAAGGGACAUUAGCCUGCUCUACCUGUCACCUCAUUUUUGAGAAGGACACCUUCCAGAAGCUGGAUGCCAUCUCAGAUGAAGAGAUGGACAUGCUGGACUUGGCCUAUGGACUCACUGAGACAUCUCGCCUUGGAUGCCAGGUGUGCAUUAAGAAGUCCAUGGAUGGUCUGACAGUGCGGGUCCCCAUGGAUGUAUCGGACAUCAGGAGGCAGCUGGAAGUUGGAAAGCAAAGCAAACAGUGA